Messenger RNA from Olea europaea var. sylvestris, 1968 nucleotides. RefSeq lists its product as uncharacterized. NCBI's taxonomy places the organism in Eukaryota, Viridiplantae, Streptophyta, Magnoliopsida, Lamiales, Oleaceae. The transcript has 4 exons. Gene Ontology annotation, molecular function: nucleic acid binding; RNA-DNA hybrid ribonuclease activity. The record is from RefSeq and is a predicted model, not a curated record. The coding region runs from base 1 to 1968 and encodes 655 amino acids.
AUGACAUCUUUUCAAGUGGUACGUGUCUCAAUGGCCUAUAACGCUAUCCUAGGAAGACCACUCCUGAACAAGAUCAAAGUCAUUAUGUCUACCUUCCACCUAGCCAUGAAGUUUCCAACAAGUAAUGGCGUUGGGGUCGUGCGAGAAGACCAAGCAGCUGCCAGACAAUGCUAUGUUGCCAGCGUUCGAGAAAUAAAUAACGACGUCAUGCAAAUCUCAAGGACAGAGCCCAAGAUCGGGCAACAAGUCAGACUUGCUCCUGUCGAAGAAUUGAUGGAAAUCGAGCUCAAGCAUGAUAAGAAGGUGACGAUUGGUCGGGAUCUUGACGUCACCCUAAAGACAGAACUUAUUGGUUGCUUAUCUCGCAACAUUGACGUUUUUGCCUGGAAGGUUGAGGAUAUGCCAGGGAUAGACCCCAAAAUUGCAGUCCACAAGUUUAACAUUAGCCCAAGGACCAAACCAAAGGCCAAUGGUACGUGGAGCGUCUGCAUUGACUUCACAGAUCUUAACAAAGCAUGUCCAAAGGAUAGUUAUCCCCUACCGCGGAUUAACAACUUGGUGGAUAGCACAUCUGGACAUAAGCUAUACAGCUUCUUAGAUGCAUUUUCUGGUUAUCAUCAAAUCCUCAUGGCUAAGGAAGAUCAAGAAAAGACGUCAUUCAUGGCCGAUUCCGCCAUAUACUGUUAUAAGGUCAUGCCUUUUGAUCUUGAAGAGGUUUUCGACACCUUGCGAAAGUACAAAAUGAAGUUGAACCCAGCAAAAUGUGCAUUUGGCGUAGCCUCGGGCAAGUUCUUGGGCUUUAUGAUCACUCACCGGGGGAUAGAGGCUAACCCUGACAAAAUACAAGCCUUGGCAUCUAUGGAAUCACCAAGGAACAAGAAAGAGGUACAGAGGUUGACUAGUAGGAUAGUAGCCUUGAAUAGGUUCGUGUCUCGAGCAUCAAACAAGUGCUAUCCCUUCUUCAAAGUCCUCAGAGGAAACCAAGGCUUUGAUUGGAGUGAAGACUGUGAGAAAGCUUUUCAGGAGCUCAAGCAAACAUUGGCAUCUCCUCCUAUUCUCACUAGGCCUGAGCCUGUGACACCUUAUUUUUAUACUUGGCCGUAUAUCAAAACGUGGUAUACUUUGGUGGAACAACUUGCCCUUGCCUUGGUGAUAGCAGCACGGAAACUCCGGCAGUAUUUUCAGUCUCGCCCUAUUGUGGUGCUCACUAAUCAACCACUUAGGCAUGAACUUCAAAAGCCGGACGUCUCAGGAAGACUGAUGAAAUGGGUGAUCGAGCUUGGAGAAUUUGACAUCGAAUUCAAACCACGCCUAUCUAUCAAAGUCCAAGCAUUAGCCGACUUCAUUGCAGAACUAACCCCUAGGCCUCGGGGGUUAGGUGACGGCUCGAGCAUGAGCACUAAUUUGGACACUUGUCAAAUUUUUGUAGAUGGAGCAUCGAACUCCUCGGGCUCAGGUGUAGGGGUCAUCAUCAUCAGCCCUAACAAACAUACAGGGAUUCAAUGCGCUCUUAGGUUCGAGUUUGAAGCAACCAAUAACGAGGCCGAGUAUGAGGUCGUCGUUAUUGCUCUGGAGCUAGCCCUUAGCCUUGAGCUCGAGUUCGUGAAGGUAUUCAGUGAUUCACAACUGGUGGUCGGACAGAUUGAAGGAUCAUUUAAAAGGAAAGACAAGAAAAUGAGUUUGUACUGCAUGAAGGUUCAGGAUCUUCAACGAAAAUUCAAGAGUUGUGAAAUUGCAAAAAUUGCUCGAAAGGACAACGGAAAAGUCGACGCAUUAUCCAGGCUUGUGUUCAUGGGGGUUGACAGCCUAGACAGAACAGUUUACAUCAAAGUCAUCACAGAACCCAGCAUCAAUCAAAUCCCUGACGUCAUGGACAUUGACAACGAACCGUCUUGGAUGGACCCAAUCAUAGAAUUCAUCACAAGUGAAAAUCUACCAAGCGAUGCCAGAUCGGCUAGAAGCAUCUGA